This is a messenger RNA of Cynoglossus semilaevis (tongue sole), 720 nucleotides long. RefSeq names its product phosphate carrier protein, mitochondrial-like. Gene Ontology annotation, molecular function: phosphate transmembrane transporter activity. Gene Ontology annotation, biological process: mitochondrial phosphate ion transmembrane transport. Lineage: Eukaryota; Metazoa; Chordata; Actinopteri; Pleuronectiformes; Cynoglossidae. The record is from RefSeq and is a predicted model, not a curated record. Bases 1 to 381 code for a protein of 126 amino acids. Gene Ontology annotation, cellular component: mitochondrial inner membrane. The transcript is spliced from 3 exons.
AUGAACGUCAACGAAACAAUAGACAGAAUUGCGUCUGGAGCCUUGUCGCUUAAACUUGUUGUCAGCCACAGUGUUAAUGGUUCCUUUCUCUCUCUUUCUCUCUGUGAAGCUGGUGUGUUCUGCGCCAUCGUGUCCCACCCUGCUGACUCCGUUGUGUCUGUGCUGAACAAGGAGAAGGGCAGCACCGCAGUCCAGGUCCUCAAGAAGCUCGGACCCAAAGGUGUGUGGAAGGGUCUGGUUGCCCGUAUCAUCAUGAUCGGUACGCUGACCGCCCUGCAGUGGUUCAUCUACGACUCUGUGAAGGUCUACUUCCGUCUGCCCCGCCCUCCUCCCCCCGAGAUGCCAGAGUCCCUGAAGAAGAAGCUGGGCCUCACAGAGUAACGUGACGGGUUCUGUCCUUCAUUCCUUCACUGAGCCUCAGCCCACAGUCGACUCCUCUGAACCUCACUACUCUGAUCCACAGCACUCACACACACACAGAGCAGUUUUCUACACUGUAUUUAUGUCGUCAGCUCAGAACACUGAGCGGCUGCAGCUCAUGUUUAUUUAAAAAAACAAAAAAAGAAUUAAAACAUCACAGGUGUGGUGAUGGGGCUGUGGCUCUAGGCUUUAACAAAAGAGUCCAACAUGGAUGUAUUCCUCUGUAGAAACCUCUGGUUUUAUCAGUUUGUCGUUAGGAAAUGUGGAAAUGUUCUAAUUAAAUAAAUACCCUCCAACAAC